AUGGCCUCCCUUGCGCACGGCGAAACUAGGGGGCCGGGGGAACCGAAGAUCACUCUUCACUGGCUUGAAGUCUCUCGGUCUCAUAGGAUCUUGUUCCUGUUCGAGGAACUUGGAGUUCCUUAUGAACUCAAAACGUACAAACGGACCAAAGAACGACUCGCACCACCAGAGUUGAAGCAUGUUCACCCCUUGGGUAAAUCUCCUGUUGUCACCAUUGAACUCCCAGACUCGAAUAAGCCGAUUGUGCUAGCAGAGUCCGCAGCGAUCGGCGAGUACUUUUGCGACCACUAUGGUAAGGGGACCUCUUUAGUUCCCAGCAGGUACCAAGAAGGUAAAGAGGGCCAAAUUGGAGGCGAAACGGAGUCCUGGCUGCGCUACAGGAUGUUUAUGCACUAUGCUGAGGGCAGCCUCAUGCCGCUUAUGCUUCUAUCGCUCAUAGUUGGAAGCAUCAGGAAUGCUCCUGUUCCGUUCUUCAUCAAACCGAUCACAAAUAGCGUUGCUGGCAAGAUUGAAUCAUCCUUUCUCCAAAGAAACAUGAAGAACCAUUACGACUUUCUUGAAGGCCAACUGGCAACAUCCCCAGACGCUGGAAGCUACCUGUGCGGGAAGGAUCUCACGGCAGCGGACAUCAUGCUUUCAUUCCCACUGGAAGCUGGUCAGACCAGGUCAGGAUUCACGCAGAGUGAAUAUCCCAAGAUCUGGGCGUACAUUGAGCGGCUUCACGAAAGAGAUGCAUACAAGCGUGCGGUCGCGAAGAUUGUGGAGAUUGAGGGCGAAUUCAAGACCACCCUGUGA
Messenger RNA from Fonsecaea multimorphosa CBS 102226, 795 nucleotides. RefSeq lists its product as uncharacterized. The transcript is spliced from 3 exons. The record is from RefSeq and is a predicted model, not a curated record. NCBI's taxonomy places the organism in Eukaryota, Fungi, Ascomycota, Eurotiomycetes, Chaetothyriales, Herpotrichiellaceae. Bases 1 to 795 code for a protein of 264 amino acids.